AUGACAAGUUUAGAGGAAGAUGAGUUGGUACAAAUGGUGCAAGAUUUUAUAGAAUCCGAAUCAACAUCUCCCACAAGUUCCGCUUCCUCAAAUUGCCACACCUUAAACCACAGAACCCAAUAUUUUAUUUUACAGGAUAUUCUAAGGAGUGAGGGUGAUGCAGCAUCUGAGGCUAAGGUGUUGAAGUGUGUGUUGAAGCAUAUGAGAAAUAGAAAGGGUGCUGAGAAAACAACAAGUCUAAGUAGAUGGCUUAUUAUGAAGAUGAAAAUGGAUGGUUUUAAUGCUUCAAUAUGCCACACUUCUUGGUCCACCUCUUUGGGUUGUCCUGCUGGUGAAUACGAGUAUAUUGAAGUGAUGGUAGAGGGUGAGAAGAAUGCGAGUCUUAUAGUAGAUAUAGACUUCAGGUCGCAAUUUGAACUUGCAAGGCCUACACAGCAAUACAAGGAAUUGACAGACUCACUCCCAGUGAUUUUUGUUGGGGCUGAGACCAAACUUUGCAAAAUAACUUCCCUUUUAUGUUCUGCUGCCAAACAGUGCCUAAGAGAGAAGGGUCUCCACGUGCCACCAUGGAGAACCGCUUCAUACAUGCAAGCCAAGUGGCUCUCUGUGACCCGUAAAGAGCCUAGCCAUGCAAGUGAUGAUGAAAGGGAAACUUAUGAGGGAUUAAAGGGUGAUGAACAUGGUAAUAUUAAUGGUAACUGGGUACCUCCAUUACUGAAACCAAAGAAAAGGGAUUUGGGUGGUGGAUCUGGUUUGUCGAGUCAGUUGUCUGACAUGAGUGUAAAUUGUUGCUAGGGGAGUCUCUGAAACACCCAAUUUUGGUCACAUUUCUUCUUUUUUGUUCUUUCUGCUGGAUUCGGUGAUCAUCAUCACAGUAUUUUUCGUUGUCAAUUUUUUUUAUACUAUUCACAUAGUAGCACAAGUAUUUCUUUUUAAUUAUUUUUAUAUACAUAUUUCACAUAAUAUUACAACAUUAAUGUGUACUCGUGAGUCGUGGGCGAAGCAUAAUUGUCACUUUUUGCUUUGUCACUUACGAUAGUGCAAUAAAAUAAGCACUUACCAUAGAAAAACACAAAUAAGAACUGCUAAAGUUACGUGAAUUUUUGAAGUUUAGUAUUUUGUGAGAAAACUGUGUCUGUAAUAUCCAAUGGAGGAUCCUGUUGUUGAAUAAAUGAAUAUCCUUCUCCCUUUCCUUUUU
Molecule: messenger RNA, 1198 nt
Organism: Cajanus cajan (pigeon pea)
Lineage: Eukaryota; Viridiplantae; Streptophyta; Magnoliopsida; Fabales; Fabaceae
Source: RefSeq, a predicted model, not a curated record